AGCUUCGGGAAGGAUCUGGACGGCGAUGAUAGGGUUGCGAUACUGCUGACCUGUCUGAAUGUGCCUUCUGCACGCGAAGGAUGGAUCGUGAAUGUGAAAGGAUGCUUGCACAGAAGAACGCAAUGUACAUGAUUGGUCGAAGUCGAUGCGAGCGCGGAACGCGUGGUGCGAUUCAGAAGCGAAACCAAUUGAUUCGCAAAUCAGGUCAAGCUAGAAUGAUCGCUAGCUGUCUUGCGGGGAGCAGCAGCAGGAGCAGGAGGUCUCUGCGGAAGUGUCUGGUUCAAUUUAGAACGAUUUCACGCGUUUGCAUCACCGAGCUGCACGAUCGCGAAAUCGCGAAGCCUUGUGAUGAGCGUCAAGCUAUAGAUAAGGCUCGGGAGUCCUGCGCGAUAGCGCUCAUCCGAUUGCCCGCCCAGCACAUAGCAAUCGCUCCACGAUCCUUUCGGUCUGCAUCCUGGAUGCAGGAACAGUCUCGAGUGACUUUUGCCAACGAUCGAUACGAGGUCCACUUGACUGCUCUGGGUCCCGAGGACUGCUUUCACCCGGUGCGCUGUAUCGGGCGGGCGAGGGAGAUUGCGGUUCAUGUGAAGAGAUGAGCCCGCCCGCGCUGUGUGAUGCCGCUGCCGUGGAAUGAUGUGAUUGAUGGCCAUCGUUGCGUUUCAACCCGCAAUCUCUCAAGGGAAAGCGGUCCAGAUUGCCAUUCACAUUCACACCGUGAUCACAGGGUCGCUUUCGAGAUAAAGAUUGUCAGCAGCAGCGAGGCUUGCAGACGCGGUUAUGCUUGGCGACUUGAACACUUGCAGCGGCCCGUCGCCGUAGUGGACGUCCUCGUGGCUGCAGUGGCAGCAGUCAAAAGUCACGAAGGAAGAAUCUGG
This is a messenger RNA of Ceraceosorus bombacis, 875 nucleotides long. NCBI's taxonomy places the organism in Eukaryota, Fungi, Basidiomycota, Exobasidiomycetes, Ceraceosorales, Ceraceosoraceae. The record is from the annotation of a GenBank genome assembly.